CCUCCUCCUCGUCUCCAUGGCGACCGCUUCGGUCCCACAGUCCGUCUCCAUGGUGACGGUUGCCAUGGUGAUGAUGGUCGCCAUGUUUGUCCUCGUGGUUGCCAUGGUGAUGGUCGCCAUGUUUGUCCUCGUGGUUGCCAUGGUGAUGGUUGCCAUGGAGAUGGUCGCCAUGGUGACGGUCGCCAUGUUUCUCCUCACGGUUGCCAUGGUGAUGGUUGCCAUGGAGACCCCCGUGCUGCCCCCCCCCCUUCUGUUGGUCGCCAUGGUGACCGUGGUCGCCAUGUUUCUCGCUAUGGUCGCCAUGGUGACCGUGAUGGUUGCCAUGGAAACCAUGAUGAUGAUGAUGGGGGUCGCCAUGGUGACCACCAUGAUGGUUGCCAUGGAGAUCGCCAUGAUGCUGGUUGCCAUGGAGAUGCUCAUGGAGGAUGCUGCUCAGCCGGCUCUGAUGGUCGCCAUGGUGAUGCUGGUUGCCAUGGUGAUGGUUGCCAUGGAGAUCAUGAUGCUGGUUGCCAUGGUAAUGGUUGCCAUGGAGGUCGCCAUGAUGCUGGUUGCCAUGGAGAUGAUGCUGCUGUUGGUUACCAUGGUCCCCGCUCUUGCUGUGGUCGCCAUGGUGACCGCCAUGAUGCUGGUUGCCAUGGAGACCGUGAUGCUGGUUGCCAUGGAGACCGUGAUGCUGGUUGCCAUGGAGAUGGGCUCCCAGCUGGUUGCCAUGGGGCUCUGUGUUGCCAUGGGAACGGCUGCCGUUGCCGUGGUGAUGGAGCUGCAGCUCUAAGAGGCCGAUCUUCUUCUGCAGCGCCUCCCGCAGCCCAGAGACAUUGCGGCUGUGCUGGGGGGAGGACAAUGGGGCUGCCCCAUAGCUGCCCCAUAGCUGCCCCAUAGCUGCCCCAU
Molecule: messenger RNA, 888 nt
Organism: Coturnix japonica (Japanese quail)
Lineage: Eukaryota; Metazoa; Chordata; Aves; Galliformes; Phasianidae
Source: RefSeq, a predicted model, not a curated record